Laccaria bicolor S238N-H82 is the source of this 726-nucleotide messenger RNA. RefSeq lists its product as uncharacterized. Gene Ontology annotation, biological process: protein phosphorylation; microtubule cytoskeleton organization; intracellular signal transduction. Gene Ontology annotation, cellular component: cytoplasm. Gene Ontology annotation, molecular function: tau-protein kinase activity; protein serine/threonine kinase activity; ATP binding. The transcript is spliced from 2 exons. The annotation marks the transcript as partial. The record is from RefSeq and is a predicted model, not a curated record. Lineage: Eukaryota; Fungi; Basidiomycota; Agaricomycetes; Agaricales; Hydnangiaceae.
CGGCGCACCAUACCCAAAUUUGGUCCAUACCUUCUUCUUCAGACACUUGGUGAAGGAGAGUUUGGUAAGGUCAAACUUGGAUUGCACCAUCAAUGGGGUGAAGAGGUUGCCGUAAAGCUCAUUCGACGGGGCAACGUGGAUACAACCGUAAGAAUGUCAAAAGUUGAACGGGAGAUUGAAGUUCUCAAGACGCUCAAGCAUCCAAACAUCGUCCGCCUUUACGAUGUGAUCGAGACCGAUAAAUAUAUUGGCAUUAUCCUCGAAUAUGCGUCAGGAGGGGAACUCUUUGACCACAUUCUCGCCCAUCGUUACCUGCGCGAGAGGGAUGCUGCCAAACUUUUCUCCCAGCUUAUUUCAGGAGUCUGGUACAUUCAUCAAAAGAAAAUUGUGCAUCGCGACCUCAAGCUUGAAAAUCUCUUACUGGACCGUCACCGCAACGUGAUUAUCACUGAUUUUGGAUUCGCUAAUCGAUUUGAACAUAGAUCAGACGACUUGAUGCAGACUUCAUGUGGCAGCCCCUGUUAUGCAGCCCCAGAACUCGUCAUCAGCGAGGGUUUGUACGUAGGGAGCGCCGUCGACAUUUGGAGCUGUGGUGUUAUCCUAUACGCCAUGCUUGCGGGCUAUCUCCCGUUUGACGAUGACCCAGCAAACCCUGACGGUGACAACAUCAAUCUCUUGUACAAGUACAUCGUCAACACGCCGCUAUCCUUCCCUGACUACAUUUCC